UUCUUGUUGCAGCUCACAGGAGCGCAGGCAGGCCGCAGUGAUUUGGUAGCCGCUGCAGUAGGAGGAAGGACCGCGGUUCUACCCCUUCUAUCUUUCAGUUUCGCCUCAAAAUUUUCUCGGUGGCUCCUUUUGGCAACACACGGUGACCGGUGUAUGUAGAGACGGUGUUUUAUGAUUCCCUGAGCUGCAGUUUCCACCAACGGACGGAGUGGUUCACCAAACGCCAUUUUAAUCGCACGUUUUCCCUGACAGAAGCGCUAGCACAACAAUGGCUCUGAAAAGAAUUCACAAGGAGUUGAAUGACUUGGCUCGGGACCCUCCAGCCCAGUGUUCUGCAGGACCAGUAGGAGAUGACAUGUUUCACUGGCAAGCCACAAUAAUGGGACCUAAUGACAGUCCUUACCAGAGCGGGGUUUUCUUCUUGACCAUCCACUUCCCCACAGACUACCCCUUCAAACCGCCAAAGGUUGCGUUUACCACAAGAAUCUACCACCCAAAUAUCAACAGCAACGGCAGCAUCUGUCUUGACAUUCUGCGAUCACAGUGGUCUCCAGCUCUCACCAUCUCCAAAGUUCUCCUGUCUAUCUGCUCCCUGCUGUGCGACCCGAACCCGGACGACCCCUUAGUACCCGAGAUCGCCCGCAUCUACAAGACUGACAGGGAAAAGUACAACAAAAUAGCCCGGGAAUGGACACAAAAGUAUGCAAUGUAGUGCUGGGGGGUAGAAACAUGGCCAACCACCUCUACGACGUAAGGUUAGGGGGAGAUUCAGAUGUAAAGAGAGAGAAAAGAAAAAAAACGACAAAAAAACAAACAAAUACUAAAAAAACCCAUACAAAACAAAUGAGAAGUUUAAAAACAAGAUCUUGUUGGUUUCCAUUGGAGUGCUUUCUUUGAGCCAUGCCCCUCCUUCACCACAGCACCUGUAAAACUCCCUCUGUACCCCCCCCCCCCAUCCCACUCCCUCUCUGUUUGACUUUCCCCCCCUCCAUCCUGCCCCCCAGCUCAUCUGCCCAUCCUCCAGUGUACAGACUGUCAACUUUGAAAUAGAAAAUGUCUCCUCUUGACCGUACUCUUUCCAUCCCCAUGUUUGUUUUUUUUUUGGGAUCCCAUCGCUCCACUUUCUCGUUUGAUUCCAUUUCGACAUCCAAGCAGGCUGGGCUGUCGCCCCCCCCCCAAAAAAAAAAAACUCUGCCCCGUCCACCAUAUAUAGCCCUUAUUCCUGCAUGCCUGCACCCUCCUCUUCCCCCAUUUUUACUAAAGCAUUCCUCUUUAGAAACUGCAAAACUUUGAGGGGAUCUUUGUGUUUUUGUUUUUUCCCCCCCCCUUUUUUUUUUUUUUUUUUUUUAAGGGGGUGGGGUGAGAAGGGUUUGGGAAAAAAAUAAAAGGGGGACUUUCUCAUUUUGUUGAAAUUUCCAUCUGUGAAGGCGUCGAUUCAAGACAGCAAUUUUCACACGCGAGUCGAAGGGCACUCUGUAUUUUAUAAAAUAAAAAAAAUAUAUAAAGAACUGCAUAAGUCAUUGCAGGCUGUGUAUAAUGGAGAGAGAGAGACAAAAAGAAAAAGAAAAAAAAACUCAUGGCCUACUUUGCUCUUCUGUUGGAUUCUAUGAAAGGACUUGAAUUUAUUCACACACCUCAUUCUCCUCAUUAUCCCCUGACCCCCUCUCCCCCUUCCACGCUCUCCACCCAGGUGAAAACCUCAUCAUACACACGGGCACACACACAUUGCACGCACAGCUUGUAACCCUACCCCCACCCCACCCCUCUGUCUCCACCUUUUCUUUUUUCUUUCCCUUUACUCUCAAAGUGGAGAUUCUGGACCAGCUAUUUAAGCAUUUUCUAUGUUUUAUUUUUAUUAUUAUUAUUUUUUCCUUCUCUGCCCCAUGUUUCUUUUAGGUUGCUUCUUUCCCUCUUAUUAUUAUUAUUUUUUCUUUAUUUUUUGUUCUAUUUACCCUCCUGCCCUCUUUUACCUUUUUGCUAUUGUCAAAUUUAGCGGCUAACAUCUGAAAUGGCUACGGGACUGGCUUGGGCUCUGGGUGCGAGGAGAACCCACUCUUCUUGCACAAAACCUCUGUAUAUUGAAUUACCUGAGAGGCUCGUUGAGCUUUGUGUGUUGAUUAAACUGUGUAAUAAAAA
Xiphophorus hellerii (green swordtail) is the source of this 2136-nucleotide messenger RNA. It is a transcript of the gene ube2d2, whose product is annotated as ubiquitin-conjugating enzyme E2D 2 (UBC4/5 homolog, yeast). The record is from RefSeq and is a predicted model, not a curated record. The transcript is spliced from 7 exons. The coding region runs from base 269 to 712 and encodes 147 amino acids. Lineage: Eukaryota; Metazoa; Chordata; Actinopteri; Cyprinodontiformes; Poeciliidae.